AUGACAGAGGGCACCGCGGCCUCGGUUGGAUGUUUGGAUAAUACGCUGGACGUGAGCGGGUUGAACGACGAGCAGCAAGAGCAGCAGCAAGGCACGGUCGGAGUGCGUAUCGAAGCAGUGUCGGGUGCGUCCGUCUCGGAAGUGGUUACCGGCGCCGAAGGAGCCAUUGAGCUCGUUGCCAUCGCGAAGGAACAGCAGGAACACCACAGCGCCCCCGAGCGGCCACAGCAGCAGAGUCCACCGCAGGUCACCAUGUCGCAGGUCACCACCAAACAGGUAGAGAAGCUACCGGAGCGCGGGUCCUGGGGCUCGAAGCUCGACUUCAUCCUCUCGGUCGUGGGGCUGGCGAUCGGGCUGGGCAACGUGUGGCGCUUCCCGUACCUGUGCUACAAGAAUGGCGGCGGCGCGUUCCUUAUCCCGUACUUUGUCACACUCUUCCUCGCCGGCAUACCGAUGUUCUUCAUGGAGCUGGCCCUCGGCCAGAUGCUGACCAUCGGCGGGCUGGGGGUGUUCAAGAUUGCGCCCAUUUUCAAAGGAAUCGGUUACGCUGCAGCCGUCAUGUCCUGUUGGAUGAACGUGUACUACAUCGUCAUCCUGGCCUGGGCCAUAUUCUACUUUUUCAUGUCCCUGCGUUCAGAUGUGCCUUGGCGAACGUGCGACAACUCGUGGAACUCGAUAAACUGCGUCAAUCCGUACGAUCGCAAGGAUCUGCUGUGCUGGGAGUCGAUCGGACUCAACAGCACGGUCGCAAAGGUUUGCUCGCUCAACUCGAACAACGUUACCGUGUCCGACCUGGCCGAUCCGGUGAAAGAAUUCUGGGAACGCCGCGCGCUGAUGAUCUCGAGCGGUAUCGAUCAGGUCGGUUCGAUCCGCUGGGAGCUGGCCGGGACGCUGCUGCUGGUGUGGAUCCUGUGCUACUUCUGCAUCUGGAAGGGCGUCAAGUGGACCGGUAAGGUCGUCUACUUCACCGCCCUCUUCCCGUACUUCCUGCUCACGAUCCUGCUGAUCCGUGGCAUCACACUGCCCGGUGCCCUCGAAGGCAUCAAGUUCUACGUCAGUCCAAACCUGUCGAAGCUAGCCGAGUCGGAAGUGUGGAUCGAUGCUGUCACCCAAAUCUUCUUCUCGUACGGUCUCGGUCUCGGUACGCUCGUGGCCCUCGGAAGCUACAAUAAGUUCACCAACAACGUCUACAAAGAUGCACUGAUCGUGUGCACGGUCAACUCGAGCACCAGUAUGUUCGCCGGGUUCGUAAUCUUCUCCGUCGUGGGCUUCAUGGCGCACGAGCAGCAACGGCCGGUGGCGGAAGUGGCCGCGUCCGGGCCCGGUCUGGCGUUCCUUGCGUACCCGUCGGCCGUCCUGCAACUCCCGGGAGCACCGCUUUGGUCCUGUCUGUUCUUCUUCAUGCUGCUGCUCAUCGGUCUCGACUCGCAGUUCUGCACCAUGGAGGGCUUCAUAACGGCCGUGAUCGAUGAGUGGCCGCACCUGCUGCGCAAACGCAAGGAGAUCUUCAUCGCCGUGGUCUGUCUCAUCAGCUAUCUGGUGGGCAUGACGUGCAUCACAGAGGGUGGUAUGUAUGUGUUCCAAAUUCUUGACUCGUACGCGGUGAGCGGCUUCUGUCUGCUGUUCCUGAUGUUCUUCGAGUGCGUGUCGAUAUCGUGGGCGUACGGAGUGGACCGCUUCUACGACGGCAUCAAGGACAUGAUCGGCUACUACCCGCUGGGCUGGUGGAAGUUCUGCUGGGUCUUCACCACUCCUGCCAUCUGUGUCGUAAGUAGUCCGUCCGGUAGUAAGGUGCACAAAACAGGUAACAACAGCACACAGUCUACGCGGGGGUUUCUGUUCGGGGUGCGAAUCGGUGUGAGUGGGACUCGAGUGAACGAGAUUGUUUCAGGAUUUCACGAUCAUCCUCACCAAUCGGCGUCGUCGUUAUCAUCGCUGGAAGGUAAAUGUUGCUUGCGAGGGUCUACACGGGUUCUCUAG
Molecule: messenger RNA, 1980 nt
Organism: Anopheles cruzii
Lineage: Eukaryota; Metazoa; Arthropoda; Insecta; Diptera; Culicidae
Product: sodium- and chloride-dependent GABA transporter 1-like
Exons: 7
Coding region: 1-1980 (659 amino acids)
Biological process (GO): sodium ion transmembrane transport
Cellular component (GO): membrane
Source: RefSeq, a predicted model, not a curated record